Brugia malayi is the source of this 1266-nucleotide messenger RNA. RefSeq names its product Transcription initiation factor IIA, gamma subunit, helical domain containing protein. NCBI's taxonomy places the organism in Eukaryota, Metazoa, Nematoda, Chromadorea, Rhabditida, Onchocercidae. Gene Ontology annotation, molecular function: protein binding. The record is from RefSeq and is a predicted model, not a curated record. The transcript is spliced from 7 exons. Bases 1 to 1266 code for a protein of 421 amino acids.
AUGGAAGUAAGGGAGAUGGAUGAUGGAGAUGAGGAAUUGCUUAAUGAAGAAGACAUUAUAAACAUUAUUCCACUGCAUGAUACCAUGAAUGGCUCCUCAGAAAUAUCCGAUACAACAUGUGGCGUUUCAGGGAUUGAUGAUGAAGAUAUGGAAUUAGCUGAGAAUAGUGAUAUAGAAAUGAAUGGCAAUGAAGAAUUUUCAAAUGCAAUAACGGAAGCUGAUAAUGUAAUAUCGGCAUGCAAAGAUGAAGCUUUUGUUGUCACAUGUUUUCAAGAUCAGUGGCUCGCUGUUGGUGGAAAAGAUGAUCAAGCCGUUUUAUACAGUCUGCAAAGUUUGGAACUAGUUCUGAAGAUUGAUGAACACAAGGAUAGUGUAAUAUGUGCAGAGUUUAGUGUUGAGGGGCAUCUGUUGGCCACUGGUGAUAUGAGUGGCCUGAUUGUAUUAAGCAGUACCAAGGACCUAAAACGAUGUUUCUUAAUUGAUGAUUGUGAAGAGUUAUCAUGGAUACGGUGGCAUUCAUCUGCAGACAUUUUGCUUGCUGGUGGUAAAAAUGGUGUUUGGAUGUGGCUUAUAACAAACGACAGUGUUCGACAAACAAAGGUGUACAUGUGUGAUUCACCUACCACAUCUGUUGACGGCAAACUGCUUAGUGAUGGAAAACGACUUCUUUCUUGCUAUGAGGAUGGUUCUGUAAAAUUAUGGUCUCUAAAAGAUCAAACAUCAGUUAGCAUUGUGACAGGGGCUGAAAGCUCUACAUGUAUAGAUGUUCAUCAUAAUUCACCUGUGGCAAUUAUUGGAGAUCUUAUGGCACGUUGUUAUUUUGUGAAUAUAGAAUCCGCCAAGAUAUUAAGGAUAUUUGCAGUGGUUGAAGGAGUUACGUCUUUCGAAGUAACAAUCGAAUGCGUGAAAUUUUGUCCAACAAAAGAGCCGUGGUUCGUCGUUGGUACUAAUUCUGGACGUCUGGCAAUAUAUGAUUUUAGUGCGAACACUUUACGCCAUAUUUUGAAAGAUGAUGCUGAUCCGGUAGUUACCUGUCGAUGGUACAUGAGAGAUUCGAAUGAGAUGUACAUUAUUGGUGCUGGUUAUAGUGGUAUGAUUAAGAUCUGGGAUAGUCGAAGUGGAUUACCCGUCUUAGUAAUGCUGUCACAAAGUAUUGCUAUGGAAGGUUCUCAUUUGCUCUCAAUGGAUUUGUCUGUGAAAGGACCCAUUUUAUACGCGUCAUAUAGUUCUGGACAACUUUGCAAAUUUUCUUCUAUAAACCGGUGA